This is a messenger RNA of Emiliania huxleyi CCMP1516, 1503 nucleotides long. RefSeq lists its product as hypothetical. Bases 1 to 1503 code for a protein of 500 amino acids. The record is from RefSeq and is a predicted model, not a curated record. The transcript is spliced from 8 exons. NCBI's taxonomy places the organism in Eukaryota, Haptophyta, Isochrysidales, Noelaerhabdaceae.
AUGACCUCCUAUGCAGGAUGUUGCAAAAGCGAGGCCGAGGGGGAGGCGGAGGCGGCGGGAGGGGGCGCGCAGCGCGGCGCGGAGAUCGACGCACUAGUGGGGGGCUCCUAUUUGCCGAGCCCGUGGCGAGACGCUCCCGCGCUCGGCUCGCUGUCGCGGCGAAACAUUCUCGCGAUCGGCGGUGCGGCCGCAUCGCUGGCGCUGGCGCCGCGGCCGGCGCAGGCGAGCUUCGGCUCGGCGCGGGGAGCAGUCACAUCGCCGCCCGUGCUGGGCUCCAUCGAGCUCGAGAAGCUGCAGGACCUCACCCCCAAGAAGCGGAAGCAGAUUGAGUCGGUGCUGACGCCGCGGCAGGCAGAGGCGCUCAGGCUGCAGAUCGAGGCGGAGCGGGCGGGGCUGCUGCAGCAGUACGAGCAGGAGAAGCGGCGAGGGCAGCAGCGCGUCGAGGCGCAGCGCGUCGUCAAGCAGCAGAUCGACGCCACCAGCGCCGACAUCGUCACGCUCGAGCAGCGGAUCAGAGACCUCGAGGAGCAGCAAACUUCUCUCGGGGGGUCUCGCGUGCGGGUGGAGCUGCCGGAGGCGCCGGCGCGCAACCUGACCUCGCUCUCCGCGCGCUCCCGCAUCAACCUCGAGCGGCCCGGCGCCGGCGCGAAGCCCGUCGAGCAGACAGCGGGCGAGGCGCUCGCAGAGCAGUUUGAGGCGCCAGCACAGCAGCCUCUGUGGCCGCACCUCUCACGCACGCACACCUCUCUCGAUCCUCAAGCGCGCAUCAAACGCGGGGAGGAGAGCACCGAGUUCCUCCGCCGCGAGCUGGAAGGGCAGGCGAGGAUCACGCAGGACAUCGAGGCGCGGGAGCGCUUCCUUGCCAGGCUAAACGCGCAGCCGGCUGCCAAGGCUGCGCUGCUCGCCACCCCCGCAAUCAGCCCCUACCCGCUCGUCGCGUACCUCCUCGCUGGCGCCGCGGGGGAGACGGUCGGGUCGGUGCGCAGCGUGCUCGGCACGGCGGCGGGGCGCGCGAACGUGAUGCGCGCGUGGAGCUCGUCGCUGUGGAGGGAUGUGCCCUUCGGCGCGAUCCAGCUCGCCAUCUUUGAGGGGCUCAAGACGUACAUCAUCAACUCGCCCGACAUUGUCGUCGACGUGGACACCCUCCUCGCCGAGGCGCUCUUUGGAGCGACGGGCGGCGCGAUCGGCGCGCGCCUCAGCCCCCGCGCCAGACUCCCCGCCUCGCGGGCAGUGCCCAGCGCUUUCCUCACCACGCCGACCGACGUGGUCACGAUCCGUAUCCUCACGCAAGGCACGGGCGUCGACGAGGCGUGCGACGAGCAGGCGCAACCACACGAGCUGACCCGACAUUUGCCGAGAAAUGCCCGAGCUUGCCCGAGCUUGCCUGAGCUGGUCCGACAUUACCCGUGGGGCGUGUGGCGACCAGCUCACGACGGCCGCAUGCCCGCGGCACACUGCCCGCGCUUUUCGCUGCCCUUCGGCCACCCGCAUUGCCCCACCUAG